Hemibagrus wyckioides is the source of this 17816-nucleotide messenger RNA. It is a transcript of the gene hmcn1, whose product is annotated as hemicentin 1. The record is from RefSeq and is a predicted model, not a curated record. Gene Ontology annotation, biological process: homophilic cell-cell adhesion; synapse organization. Bases 212 to 17083 code for a protein of 5623 amino acids. Gene Ontology annotation, cellular component: neuronal cell body; plasma membrane; axon. NCBI's taxonomy places the organism in Eukaryota, Metazoa, Chordata, Actinopteri, Siluriformes, Bagridae. Gene Ontology annotation, molecular function: calcium ion binding; axon guidance receptor activity. The transcript has 107 exons.
AGGAGCGCAGUCACUGCUCAGAGCUCCGGAGGAGGAGGAGAGCAAACCUCUGGAGCUUCAGUCUUAUCCAUUUAAACUCUGAAAUAUUUGAUUACUGUAUUUUCUUGGAGUUGUGGAUGAACAUUCAGAUAUUGUUUUCCCAAAUGCAUCGUCAAUUUUGUUGCUGAAAACAAAACAAAGCAAAACAACAACAAACUUUAGAACUUCAGCAAUGGGUCGCUUGUUUGGUUUGGUGCUGGUCCGGAUGGUGUUUUUAGGAGUUUUGUCGGGUGCACAAGAAUCUGCAGAGCAAAUCCCACAAGGAGCCUCGACUUUAGCUUUCGUCUUCGAUGUCACCGGAUCCAUGUAUGACGACUUGGUGCAAGUUAUUGAAGGAGCCUCGAAGAUCUUGGAGACGUCCCUGAGCCGCCCGAAACGGCCGCUUUAUAACUUCGCCCUCGUGCCUUUCCACGACCCGGAAAUCGGACCAGUUACCAUAACCACCGAUCCCAAGAAGUUCCAGACUGAGCUGCAGGAACUCUAUGUACAGGGAGGUGGAGACUGUCCAGAGAUGAGCAUCGGAGCCAUCAAGAUCGCGCUGGAAAUCUCGCUGCCGGGUUCCUUCAUUUACGUCUUCACAGACGCCCGCUCCAAAGACUACAAACUGACCCACGAGGUGCUGCAGCUCAUCCAGCAGAAACAGUCUCAGGUGGUGUUUGUGUUGACUGGUGACUGUGAUGACAGAUCACACAUCGGUUACAAGGUUUAUGAAGAAAUUGCCUCCACCAGCUCAGGACAGGUGUUCCAUCUGGACAAGAAACAGGUCAAUGAGGUACUUAAAUGGGUGGAGGAGGCAGUGCAGUCCUCUAAAGUCCACCUGCUGUCCACUGACCACUACAGUCCAGUCAGUAACACCUGGAGGAUCCCGUUUGACCCCAGUCUGAAGGAGGUCACAGUCGCCCUGAGCGGUCCGGCCCCAAACAUCGAGAUACGCAACCCUCAGGGGAAACUGAUUGGGAAUAAAGACGGACUGACAGAGUUGCUCCACAUCCCAAACUCGGCCAAGAUUCUCAACCUCAAAGAUCCAGAGCCGGGCAUGUGGUCCAUAAAGACGGUCAGCGAGGGUCGACACUCCGUCCGUAUCACAGGUCUAAGCACCAUCGACUUCCGAGCCGGAUUUUCCAGGAAGCACACGCUGGACUUCAAAAUGACCUCCAGUAGACCUGUACAAGGCGUCCCCACCUUCAUCCUGUUAAACACAACCGGCCUGUCUCCUCCCGCACGAGCUGAUCAGCUGGAGCUCCUCAGCAUCACCGGCAGCGUGAUAAAGACGUUACCUAUCCGCUAUUAUCCUGAACGCAAGCCCUACGGUAUCUGGAACAUCACAGACUUCAUGCCACCUAACGAAGCCUUCUUUCUACGAGUGAAUGGCUACGACCGCGACGGCUUCCUCUUUCAGAGAGUCUCCAGCGUCUUGUUCUCCAGCAUCAUCCCAGGCGCGCCGAAAGUGAGCAUGCCGUCCACUACGCCAGGUUACUACCUGCAAAAGGGUGAAGUCACGUGUCAGGUGGACAGUCUGAUCCCCUUCACACUGCGCUUCAGCCGAGGAGGCGAGCACCUGAGUGUGGACCAGAUCUUCAGCGAGUCAACUAAUGCGUCAUGGGAGAUUGCGAAGGUGUCUCUGAAGGAUGAAGGCUUUUACGACUGCAUCGCCAUCAGCAGCGCAGGAACCGGGCGAGCCCGGACCUUUCUGGACGUUUCUGAGCCUCCACCAGACAUCACAGUGCCAUUCAAUGUGACAGCGGCGCCGGGGUCCACCACGUUACUGACCUGUGUGGUGACCAGCACCGUGCGCUUUAAUCUGACCUGGCAGCGUGGCGGCGCGGAUGUCCGCCUGGGGGCACGUUCUCAUCUCACCUCCAACCUCUCGCUGGAGAUCCAGCGCGUAACAACGGACGACGCCGGCUGGUACAGCUGCAUCGCUGCCAACGAGGGAGGAGUGUCUACGUCUCGAGUCCACCUCAGCGUGCAGUCUCGGCCGGUCGUGACGGUGAACCCACAGAACCAGACCUUCAGCACGGGAGACGAGGUGCGCCUCAGGUGCAUGGCUAAAGGAUAUCCGAGUCCUACGGUGGUGUGGACACACAACGACAUGUUCAUCACCGGCUCCAGUAGGCACAGGAUGAUCCCGGACGGUACGCUGGUCAUCAGGAACGCCGAGCAGAAGGACGCUGGGGUAUAUGGCUGUCUGGCCAGCAACGUAGCAGGGACAGAUUCAAAGACCGCCCUGCUCAGCUACAUCGAGUCUCCCCAGGUGACGGUAGCGAAGAGCAGGCUGCUGGUCGGAUUGGGACAGACCGCUGUCAUGGAGUGUAGCGUGACAGGAAUUCCACAGCCUGAGAUCCUGUGGUACAAAGGUGACAAGCAGGUGAAGGUGUCGGUGUUUGUGAGUACGGAUCCAGCCGGAGCUUUGAGCAUUCGACAGAUCGAAGCGGCUGAUGCUGGAGAUUACAUCUGCGUGGCGGUGAACCUGGCAGGCACAGCGCAGGCCAAGAUCAGACUGGAUGUGGGCUCUGCUCCUCAGUUCACCAGGCAGCCCUCCAACAUAGCCGCGGACAUCGGCUCUAACAUCACACUGUCGUGCCACGCCCAGGGUCACCCCGAGCCGCGCAUCACCUGGAGACGAGAGGACAACAUCGGCCUUUUCUCCCGUCGCCAUGGCCACAGCUCCAUCACUCAAAAGCGGGACGGAGAACUGCAGAUAACUAACCUUUGGGUUGAUGACGGCACCACUUACGUGUGCGAAGCUCAAAACCAGUUUGGGAAAAUCCAGACCAAAGUCAGCGUCACCGUUACAGGACUGGUCAUCCCGGUCAUAGCGCCGAGUCCAGCUGAGGUCAGUGUGAUAGAGGAGCAGCAGGUUACUUUGCCAUGUGUGCUACUGGCCGGAAACCCUCUGCCUGUGAGACACUGGAUCCACGAAAACACCCUGGUGACUUCAGGACCGUACGUGAGCAUCCGGCGUGAUGGCAGUCUGCAUAUAGAGCGGGUCAGCGUGCAGGACGAGGGACGCUACACAUGCGUGGCUGAAAAUGUGGCCGGAGCUAGCAAUCGCACCACCACCAUCUACGUGUAUGUGAUGCCCACCAUUCAACAUGGCCCUCAAGUGUUCAGUACCAUAGAGGGAACACCCAUUUCUUUACCCUGUCGCGCCCACGGAGUUCCCAAGCCAGACAUCACAUGGGCCAAGCAGGGAGAGACGCUGGAUCUGAGCGGUGGAGCGUUCUCUCUGGAGGAGGACGGCAGUCUGUACCUCGCGUCACCGGGGGCCAAUGAAUCUGGAGAGUUUGUCUGCACAGCCACCAACGCAGCUGGAUACAGCUCCAGAAAGGUCCAACUCACCGUCUACGUGAGACCCAGGCUGAGUGGUGUUGGUGUUGGAGAUCAGUCAGGAUCCGGAGAUGUGUUGGACAUGUCGGUGACGGCGGGUGAGGACGUUACUCUCCCCUGUGAAGUGCAGAGUGUCCCACCUCCCAUCAUCACCUGGGCCAAAGACAAGCAGCUCAUCUCCCCUUAUUCACCCAGACACACUCAGCUGCCCUCAGGCUCAAUGACGAUCACAGAGACACGCGUGACAGACAGCGGCACAUACCUGUGUGUGGCCACCAACAUCGCCGGCAACUUCAGCCGGACCGUCAGACUCAGCGUCUACGUGCCUCCACAUAUCCUGCCUGGUCCCCGUGUGAUGAAGGUCCAGGUGGAGCACUCCAUAGACCUGCCCUGCGUAGCACAGGGAGUCCCUCAGCCCUCGGUGAUGUGGAAGAAGAAUGGCACAACCCCGGUGGCAGACGGGGCUCGCUACAGCCUCUCCGCAGACGGAACUCUGACUGUCCGACAGGUGGCGCUAAGCGAUGAGGGAGUUUACACGUGCGUGGCCACCAACGUCGCAGGACAGGACGAGGCUAGCGUCCAGCUGCAGGUACAAGUUCCCCCUGUAGUGGAAGUCUCUGAACCUCCUUUCAACAGUCCGCUGCAGGAGCGAGUGGCAAAUCAGCGCAUCGCUUUCCCCUGCCCAGCUAAAGGUUUACCUCAGCCGGUGAUUAAGUGGUUUAGGAACGGCCAGGAGCUGACGGGAAACGAACCCGGCGUGUCCAUCUUGGAGGACGGCACUCUGCUCAUCCUGGCGUCGGUGUCUCCUCUGGACAACGGCGAAUACACCUGCACAGCCGCCAACGACGCUGGAAGCACCGAGAAGAAGUACCAACUCAAAGUCAACGUGCCACCUGACGUGCGAGACGGAAGCGCGCUGUCCAACGUCUCCGUGGUGAUGAACCAGCCCGCCAGUUUGGUGUGUGAUGUCACCGGGACGCCUCCACCGGUCAUCACGUGGUUCAAAGACGGCAUACCGGUGGUCGCCAGCAGUAACGUGCAGAUCCUGCAGAGAGGGAAGAUGCUGAGAUUGGCCAAAGCCGCCACAGCAGACGCAGGCCGCUACAGCUGUAAAGCCAUCAACGUCGCAGGAAGUACCGAGAAAACCUUUCAUCUGGAUGUCCUGGUUCCUCCUAGCAUCACUGGAAGCGGUGGAUCACGUGACCUCUAUGCCGUUCUGAAUCAGGAGAUCAGCUUGGAGUGCAAGGUCAAAGGUGUGCCCUUUCCCACAAUCCAGUGGUACAAAGACAGGAAGCUGUUGUUUCUCGGAGACCCCAACGUCGAAGUGUCGGAUCGUGGACAGGUGUUAAAAAUAAAAAGCGCCCGAUUAGGGGAUCAGGCUCGCUACCAGUGUAGCGUCACCAACUCGGCAGGAAAACAGUCCAGAGACUUUAACCUCAGUGUUUAUGUGCCACCCAGUAUAAAGGGAGGGAACAUGACCUCCGAGGUGACGGCUCUCCUGCACAACCCGGUCACUCUGGAGUGUGAGGUCCGCGGCGUGCCCCUCCCCGCCAUCACCUGGUAUAAGAACGGCGAGUCCAUCCUGUCCAGCAGGCAGGCGCAGUACGUCGAUCGAGGUCACUUCCUGAAGCUCUCACGUGUGCAGGUAUCCGAUGCUGGACGCUACACCUGCAGGGUGACCAGCGUGGCAGGAACGGCCGAAAAGGAAUACGUGCUGGAUGUCUAUGUUCCUCCGUCCAUUGCUGGAGGUGUAGACGGACCUGUGGAGAAGAAUGUGGUGGUCAGUAAAACUCUGGUGCUGGAGUGCGAGGCAGCCGGUCACCCCCCACCCUCGCUCACCUGGCUGAAGGACGGAUCUCCCGUGAAAGCCGGAGAAAACCUGCGGCUUCUAGAGCAGGGACGCAAGAUGGAGAUCGUCAACGCCGUUCCCUCGGAUUCCGGCCUGUACGUCUGCGUUGCGACCAGCAUCGCAGGCGAGAUGGAGAUCAAGUACGAUGUUGCUGUUUUAGUGCCACCUGUUGUGGACGGAGCAGAUAAGGUUACAGACGCUACUGUCAUCAUUAAUAAUGUUCUCGAACUCGAGUGUCACACCACUGGAACACCUCCACCAACCAUCACAUGGCUGAAGGACGGCGAAGCAGUGAGGCAGGGAGACGGCGUGAGAAUUUUGGCGAACGGCCGUCGACUGGUCAUCUCACGCGCCCAGGUCUCAGACACGGCGCUCUUCCAGUGUGUGGCUUCAAAUGAAGCAGGAGAGCAGGAGAGAGAUUUUAAAGUAGCAGUUCACGUUCCCCCAUCAAUCCGUUCUACCGGUUCUGCUGAGCGCUCAGUGGUGCUACACAAUCCGGUGAGUCUUCAGUGUGUGGUCAGUGGCGUUCCUGCUCCCAGCAUUACCUGGCUCAAAGAUGGCCGUCCUGUUGACACCACACAGGUCUUACUGAAGCUGGAAUCUGGAGGCAGAGUUCUGCAUAUUAAAGAAGCCAGAGCAGAAGAUGCAGGCAAAUACACCUGCGUGGCAACCAACGCUGCAGGAGAAGCGCAGCAGAACAUUCGCCUCAGUGUACACGAGCCUCCUGUCAUCCAAUUUGCUGGAGAAACUGUCAAUCAAACCAUCCUGGCUGGAUACCAGAUCCAGCUACAGUGUAAAGCCACAGGAAGCCCUGUACCAGCCGUGACGUGGUAUAAGGACAGUCGGCCUCUGACCAGCGCAGCGGGAGUGAGCAUCCUGAACCGAGGGCAGGUGCUGGAGAUCAACCGUGCUCAGGUGUCGGACGCCGGGCUCUACAAGUGUGUGGCGGUCAACGUGGCCGGCACAGCGGAGCUCACACUCGGCCUGCAAGUUUAUGUGCCACCUUCCAUCUCCAGUAAAGGUGGGAUGGUGACAGUGGUGGUGAACGAUGCUAUCAGGCUGGAGUGUGAAGCCUCAGGUCUGCCUGCUCCCAGUCUCACGUGGCUCAAAGAGGGCAGCCCCGUGUCCAGCUCCUCCAAUGGCAUCCAGGUGCUGGCAGGAGGCAGGGUACUGUCAUUCAGAAGUGCUCAGGUAAGCGAUGCAGGCCGGUACACCUGUGUGGCAGUGAAUGCAGGCGGAGAGCAGCAGAGAGAGUAUGAUCUGCAUGUCUACGUGCCUCCCAACAUCAUGGGUGAAGAAGUGAACAGCACGGUGCUGAUUGGCCGACCAGUGGAGCUGCGUUGCCAGAGCGACGCCAUUCCCCCACCCACUCUGAGCUGGCGUAAAGACGGACGGCCGCUUUACAGGAAACCGGGACUGAGUGUGUCUGAGGAUGGCAGCGUGCUACAGAUUACGAGCGCUCAGAUACAGGACACGGGCAGGUACACAUGUGAAGCCACGAACAUAGCAGGAAAAACUGAGAAGAACUACAACCUUAAUGUGUGGGUCCCGCCGAGUAUCCGUGGCUCUGAUGAAGUGUCUCCUCUGACCGUGACUGUGGGAGGCCUCGUUACUUUGGUCUGCGAGUCGAGCGGGAUUCCUCCUCCCAGCCUGACGUGGAAGAAAAAUGGCUCGGAGCUGAAGACGGACUCGCGGGUGCGUGUGUUAUCCGGAGGACGUCAGCUGCAGAUCUCCAGUGCAGAGAGGACCGACGCCGCGUCCUACACAUGCCAGGCGUCCAGCGUAACCGGAACUGCUGUCAAGGAGUACAGCCUGCAAGUCUAUGUUCGUCCCUCCAUCAGCUCAUCAGGCAGCGGAACAGGUGACGUGACGGCGGUACGAGGAGGAGACGUCACCCUGCAGUGUGAAGCCGACGGCGUGCCCAGGCCUGCUAUCACCUGGCUGAAAGACGGCAGACCCCUGGGAAGCGGCUCGGGAGUCGAGAUCCUCAGCGACGGCCGACUCGUCCGCAUCAGAGACGCUCAGGUGGUCCACACCGGACGUUACACCUGCAUCGCCGUCAACGUGGCCGGACAGGACGAGAGCAAACAUGAUGUCACUGUUCACGUUCCUGCGAGCAUUAUCGGGAACACACAAGGGACCGAGAACGUGAGUGUGGUGGUGAGAAAUCCAGUGGCGCUCACGUGCGAGGCUUCGGGAAUCCCUCUACCCGUCAUCACCUGGCUGAAAGACGGACGUCCGAUCAGCGUGUCCGGCUCUGUCCGGGUCAUCUCAGGUGGACGGAGUCUGCGCUUGAUGCAUACCACAGCGGAGGACGCUGGAAGAUACACCUGCAUCGUUUCCAAUGCUGCCGGAGAGGGCAGGAAAAACUUUGACCUGGACGUACUGGUACCUCCGAGCAUCAUGAAUCAGGGCGGGAUACAGGACGUGAGGGUGAAGGAGGGGCAAAACAUCACUCUGACCUGUGAGGUCACCGGGAACCCAGUGCCUGAGAUCACCUGGUUAAAGGACGGCCAGUCCGUGUUGGGCGAAGAGCGUCUGCAGGUGAUGUCACAUGGCCGAUUCCUUCAUAUAACUCACGCUCAAGUGGUCGACACGGGCAGGUACAGCUGCCUGGCUUCCAACAGCGCCGGAGAUCGCAGCGCUCACUUUAAUCUCAACGUCCUAGUUACUCCCACCAUCACCGGCUCUGGUCCGGAAGGAUCUUCUGAGGAGGUGACUGUGACUCUGAACAGCCCCACAUCUCUGGUGUGUGAAGCUCAGUCCUACCCCCCAGCCAUCAUCACCUGGCUCAAAGAUGGCACACCUUUCGAGUCCAGCCGUAACGUCCGAGUUCUUCCAGGUGGACGCACCCUUCAGAUCCUGAACGCACAAGAAGAGGAUGCUGGGAGAUACACGUGUGUGGCCACCAACGAGGCUGGGGAGACACUGAAGAACUACGAGGUCAAAGUGUUCAUUCCCCCUGUUAUCAGUAAGGACAACAUCCAAGGAGAAGGUUUCGCUCCAAAAGAGAUCAAAAUUAAAGUCAACAACACGCUGACGCUCGAGUGUGAAGCCCAGGCGAUCCCAGUCCCGACUCUACACUGGUACAAGGAUGGCCAGAUCCUUAAAGCAGAUGGGCGCAUUACCGUGACACCUAAUGGUCGAAUAGUCCAGAUAAAGCAGGCUCAGGUGUCUGACACGGGCCGCUACACCUGCGUCGCUACCAACAUCGCAGGCGAGGAUGAAAAGGACUUUGAUGUAAAUAUACAAGUUCCUCCUAGUUUCCAGAAAAAUGGCGACUCAGGCUCCGGUAUCGUGUCCGCUGGUGAGGUGAAGGAUGUCAUUCUGAACAACCCCAUCUCUCUGUACUGCGAGACCAACGCUGUGCCGCCUCCCACUCUCACCUGGUACAAAGACGGCCAGCCGCUCACCUCCAGCAGCAGAGUGCUUAUCUUACCCGGUGGUAGAGUGCUACAGAUCCCCCGAGCUCAAACCGAGGACUCGGGAAGAUAUACAUGCGUGGCUAUCAACGAGGCUGGAGAAGAUUCAGUCCAGUACGACGUUAGAGUCUUGUUGCCUCCCUCUAUCCGCGGAGCUGACCGAGACGUUCCUGAUGAUGUGACGGUGUUGGUGAAUAAGUCCACGCUGCUGGAGUGUCAUGUGGAUGGAAGCCCUACUCCUAAAAUCAGCUGGCUCAAAGACGGCCUGCUUUUAAACCCGGAUAGGACGCACACCCUGCUGUCCAAUGGCAGGACGCUGCAGAUUUUGAACGCGCAGGUGACCGACACAGGCCGCUACGUGUGCGUGGCCGAAAACGUGGCUGGAAACGCAGAGAAGUACUUCAGCCUCAAUGUUCAUGUUCCUCCCUCUAUAGUGGGUGUGAAUGAGGAGAAUGCUACUGUGGUAGUGAACAAUUUCCUCUCGUUGAGCUGCGAGGCCACCGGCUUUCCUCCUCCUACUCUGAGCUGGCUGAAAGACAGGAAACCUGUACAGGGCAACAGUAAUGCUCUCAUCAUGCCAGGUGGCCGUACCUUACAGAUCCUGAAGGCUAAAUUAUCUGAUGGUGGGAAAUACAGUUGCGUGGCCAUCAACCCAGCAGGAGAGGCACAUAAGAUCAUCUACCUCACAGUUUUUGUUCCUCCCAGCAUCAGGGACAGCAGCGGCGACUCACCCAUAGUGGUCAGUGUACAUGUCGGGAACUCAGUCACUCUGGAUUGUCUGUCCAAUGCCAUCCCUCCUCCCACAAUCACCUGGUACAAGAACGGACGUCUCGUCACCGAGACCACCAACCUUCACAUCCUCGCCAAUGGACAAACCUUAGAAAUUAAAGGAACAGAGGUGUCUGAUACUGGCUUAUACGUCUGCAAGGCCAGCAACGUAGCAGGCCAGGUGGACAAGAACUUCCAUCUUAACGUCUACGUUCCUCCAAGCAUAGACGGACCAGCAGAGGAACACGUGGUGGAGACCAUCAGCAAUCCUGUAACCUUUAGCUGUGAUGCCUCGGGCAUCCCACACCCCAGCCUCACCUGGCUAAAGAAUGGCAGAGUGAUUGAGAAUUCUGAGUCUCUGGAGAUGCACAUCCUGUCAGGAGGUAGUAAGCUUCAGAUUGCUCGCUCACAGCUUUCUGACAGUGGCACCUACACCUGCGUGGCCUCUAACGUUGAAGGCAAAGCCCAAAAGAGCUACCAUCUCACUAUACAGGUGCCACCCAGUAUCACAGGAUCCGAGAUGCCCAGUGAGACCAGCGUUCUGCUGAAUGAUAGCAUUCAGCUGGUGUGUCAAGCAAAAGGGACUCCAGCACCAACAAUUCAGUGGCUGAAGGACGGGAAAGCUCUGAGCGGGACCGACCUCAGGAAUAUCAGAAUCAGCCCAGAUGGCAGUACACUCACAGUCACAGCCACCCACACGACAGACAGUGGCAAAUACACAUGUGUGGCUACUAACCAGGCUGGCGAAGAGGACAGGAUCUUUAAUCUUAACGUGUAUGUCCCUCCUGUCAUCCAGAGUAACGGAGACGCAGCUGAGGUGAUAACGACAGUCGUGGACAGCUCAGUAAGCAUCGAGUGCGUGGCCAGCGGAUCUCCUCCGCCUCAGAUCAACUGGCUGAAAAAUGGCCUUCCCCUCGCCGUAUCCUCGCAUGUACGCCCGCUGUCUGCUGGACAAAUCCUCCGCAUCGCUCGCGUUCAGGUAUCAGACGGAGGCACAUAUACUUGUGUGGCAUCCAACCGAGCUGGAGUGGACAACAAACACUACAACCUUGAGGUGUAUGUUCCUCCCAGUCUGGAUGGAGCAGGCAGUACUGAUGAUGUGACGUUGGUGAAAGGGAGCAUGGUUGCCAUGGUAUGUGUCUCCGAUGGGACCCCAAACCCAAUCUUGACAUGGAUGAAGGAGGGAGCUGCUUUGCCCAGGGAUUCCCACAUCACCCUGCUGAACCAUAACAGCACUCUGCAGCUCUCUAACAUCCAGGUGGCCCACACGGGACACUACACCUGUGUCGCACGGAACCAAGCUGGAGAAGCCCGUCGCCACUUCAACCUCAAAGUGCUGGACCCCCCGCGGAUAAAUGGCUCAGAAUUCCCCACUGAAGUAUCCGUAGUGGUAAACAACAUCCUAGAACUUGUCUGUGAGGCUAAAGGAAUCCCUGCACCCACGCUUACCUGGGUAAAGGAUGGACGGCCGUUACCUCAGACCCACAGCCUGAGCAUCCUCCAUGGAGGAGAAGUUCUCCGGAUCACCUCUGUACAGGUCGAGGACACUGGACGGUACAGCUGCUUGGCAACCAGCCCUGCUGGAGACGAUGACAAAGAGUUCCUGGUUCGAGUCCAUGUUCCACCCAACAUUGCUGGCGAGAGCAGCGUCCAGGACGUAUCAGUCCUUCAGAACAGGCAGGUAACCCUGGAGUGCCGAUCAAACGCUGUACCACCUCCCACCCUGUCCUGGCUCAAAGAUGGAACUCCUUUGAAGGCGUCUCCACGUGUGCGUGUGCUAUCCAGCGGCCGCUACCUGCAGAUCAAUAACGCAGAGCUGGGAGACACUGGUCGCUACACAUGCAUGGCUAGCAACGUCGCCGGGGAGACCAGACGCCAUUUCAACCUCAGCGUAAAUGUUGCACCCACUAUAAAGGAAGGUCCUCAGGUUAUUUCUGUUCAUGUCAACAUGCCGGUGGGUUUGGAGUGUGUCGUCAGUGGUGUUCCUGCUCCACGUGUCACCUGGAGGAAACACGGCUCCGUUCUUGCAGGGAACAACCCCAGGUAUCGUUUUGCUGAGGACGGCUCUCUCCAUAUCCACUCCGCCCAGCUGUCCGACACGGGCCAUUACUUGUGCAUGGCCACUAACCAGGCAGGCAGCCAACGCAAGCGAGUGGAUCUGCAAGUGCACAUGCCCCCUUCGAUUGCUGAAGGUCCAACUAACGUCACAGUGACGGUAAACAUUCAGACCACUCUGUCCUGUGAGGCCACUGGCAUCCCCAAACCCACUGUCACAUGGACCAAAGACGCUCAGCCUCUCAACACAGACCAGAACCAGAAUAUGUACAGGCAGCUGUCAUCAGGAUCUCUGGUUAUAAUCGCACCAACAGUGCAUGACGCAGCACUGUAUGAGUGUGUGGUGUCCAACGAGGCAGGCCAGGAUAGUCGAGCUGUCCAGCUUACAGUACAUGUGCCACCCUCUAUUGCUGAUGAGGCUACAGAGCUGUUGGUGAGCAGGCUGUCCCCAGUGGUGAUCAGCUGUACUGCAUCUGGAUUCCCCCUUCCUGUCCUACAGUGGAGCAAAGACGGGAUGCGACUUGCCAAAGAAGGAGACAGCUACAAGAUGCUGCCCUCCGGUGCUCUUGAGAUAGCUGCUGCAGAAUUGAGUCACACUGGCCGUUACUCAUGUGUUGCAAAGAAUGCUGCAGGAUCAGCACAUCGCCACAUCCAGGUCAUCGUGCAGGAGCCACCAGUGAUCCAAGCUCACCCAUUAACACUGGAUGUGAUCCUGAACAACCACGUGACCCUGCCGUGUCGUGCCCUGGGCACCCCACGCCCCACUAUCACCUGGCAAAAAGAAGGCAUCAACAUUGUCACCACCGGAAGUGACUUCACUGUUCUGCCCAAUGGUGGACUGCAGAUCUCACAGGCUAAAGUGGAAGACUCUGGUACCUACAUGUGCGUGGCCCAGAAUCCAGCAGGCACAGCACUGGGCAAGACCAAACUCAGGGUGCAAGUACCUCCAGUGAUCACUUCAAGCACUAAGUCCUACAGUGUGGCCGUGGAUGGAUCAUUGACCCUGCAGUGUCAGACUGAGGGAUACCCGACCCCGUCAGUCAGCUGGUACAAAAAUGGGAAGCUGCUAUCCGAGUCUGUACGCCAUCGAGUCCUUAGCUCUGGUUCUCUGCAUCUCGUUUUCGCCCAGCCAGGAGACACGGGUCUAUACACUUGUACAGCGGCCAACGUGGCUGGAAGCCUCAGCCUGGAGAUGAGCGUCACUGUCCUGAUCCCUCCCACCAUCCGCAGAAGUGAACCGGAGCUGUGGGUGCUGGAGAACAUGCAGGCCAUGUUGUCCUGUGCAGCUGAAGGAGUGCCUCAGCCUGUCCUAAGCUGGGAGAAAGAAGGCAUCGCUCUGACUGUCACCACAGGACCUUACACCAUCCUGUCCUCUGGGGAACUGGUGCUAGAAAACGCUCAGCCUAAGGAUGCCGGGAGUUACACAUGUGUGGCCACCAACACUGUAGGACAGGACAGUCAGACGAUCGACCUGUCUGUGUACACACACCCAGCCUUCACUGAGACCCUGGAAGAUACGGCUCUCAACAAGGGAGAGCGCCUCUUACUGACCUGUGGAGCCACAGGCAUUCCUCCACCCAAAAUCACUUGGGCUUUCAACAAUAAUAUUAUCCCUGCUCAUUAUAGCCAUGUGAAUGGCCACAGUGAGCUGGUGAUCGAGCGUGUGAGCAAGGACGAUGCUGGAACCUACUCCUGCAUCGCCGAGAACCGAGUGGGAUCCAUCAAAUCUUUGGGUUUUGUCUACGUCAAAGAGCCUCCUAUAAUAGACGGAGACGUCCAUUCGAAUCAUAUCGAGCCUCUGGGUGGGAAUGCUAUUCUGAACUGCGAGGUACGGGGAGACCCUCUGCCCACCAUCCAGUGGAGCAAGAAGGGCGUUAAUGUUCGCAUCAGCAACCGCAUCCGCCAACUGGAGAAUGGCUCUCUGGCAAUCUAUGGCACCGUGAGUGAGGAUGCUGGUAGCUAUGUGUGUGUAGCUACAAAUGAUGCUGGAGUAGUGGAAAGGACAGUCACUCUCACCUUACAAAGUUCUCCAGUCUUCACAGUGGAACCAGUGGACACAGUGGUAGAUUCCGGUUCUAUCGUGGUGCUAAACUGCCAAGCACAGGGUGAACCCACACCUUUCAUCGAGUGGGCCAGGCAUGGACGCCCACUGCUGGCCAGCGACCGCAUCACCAUGCUGUCCAACGGCUCCCUGAGGCUCACCAGUGUUCAGAAAGAGGACACGGCUGAGUACGAGUGUGUAGCCCGCAACCUGUUGGGCUCAACGCUAGUGCAUGUGGCCCUCACAGUGCGCGUGCAUGGAGGCUUCUCUGAGUGGAUGGAGUGGGGUGCCUGCAGUGUGUCUUGUGGGGCAGGAAUUCAAAAGAGGCUGAGACGGUGCAACAACCCCCAGCCUGCCAACGGCGGCCGCCACUGCUCAGGCUCAGACUCUGAGAUCCGCAGCUGCCAAGGCAAACCCUGCCCAGUGGAUGGUCAGUGGUCAGACUGGACACCAUGGGAGGAGUGCUCUCGUACCUGUGGCCAAGGGAACAGGACUAGGGUACGAACCUGCAGCAAGCCUCCAGCCCAGCAUGGAGGCAGGGCCUGUGAGGGCCGAGCCGUGGAGGUCAUCAUGUGCAGCAUCAGACCCUGUCCUGUGGCUGGAAACUGGGCUUCCUGGCUGCAGUGGAGCCCUUGCAGCGAAACAUGUGGGAAAGGCAUGCAGACAAGAAUCCGGCUGUGCAACAACCCCCCACCAUCUUUUGGUGGACUGCCUUGCAUCGGAGUAGACACACAAACUCAAGUGUGCACAGAGAGGAACUGUCCCGUGGAUGGAAAAUGGUCAUCAUGGGUGAGCUGGAGCGCCUGUAGCGUUUCCUGUGGAGGUGGAACCAGACAAAGGACACGCCUCUGUGCAAGCCCCGCCCCCAAACAUGGAGGAAGGCAGUGUGAAGGAAAUGACGUUCACAUUGACUUCUGCAACAGUGAACCAUGCCCUAUUCACGGUAACUGGGGCCCCUGGAGCACCUGGGGCAGCUGCAGCCGGACUUGCAAUGGAGGCCAAAUGCGACGGUACAGAACAUGUGACAAUCCCAGACCGGCCAACGGGGGUAGAGCAUGUGCUGGAACGGACACUGAGAUCCAGAAAUGCAGCACGUUCAGUUGUCCUGUGGAUGGUAACUGGAGUCCAUGGCAGCCAUGGGGUGAGUGUUCAGUCUCCUGUGGUGUAGGGGAACGCACGAGGGUCCGUUCCUGUAACAAUCCAGCUCCUAGCAACAAGGGUCGCUCUUGCCCAGGAGACUCUACCCAGCUUUCCAGAUGCAACAUCCAGCCAUGUCCAGGUGGACCACAGAAGGCCAGAGGGAACAUCAUUGGCACUAUUAAUGAUGUGGAGUUUGGCAUAGCCUUCCUCAAUGCAACAAUAUUCAACGAUAUUUCAGGGGGAAGAGUGAUACAUGCUACUAUCACUAACAUACCCCGGAGUCUGGGCCCUGGAAUGAGGAAACUGAUCUCUCUGCUGAAUCCCAUCUACUGGACCACAGCACAGGAGAUCGGCGAGGCCGUCAAUGGCUACAGCCUUACAGACGCCAUCUUCAGACGAGAGACCCAAGUGGAGUUUGCAACAGGGGAGAUCCUCAGGAUGACCCAUGUGGCACGGGGGAUAGACAUGGAUGGUGCUCUGCUGUUGGACAUCGUAGUGAAUGGACACAUCCUCCAACUGCCCCCCAAUGCAGAUAUUGGCCUCAAGGACUAUACAGAGGAUUAUAUCCAGACAGGUCCUGGGCAGCUAUACGCUCUAUCCACACGCAUGUUCAGCGUAGACAGAGUGAGCGUGCCCUAUUCCUGGAACCAUACCAUUUUAUACGAGCCCUCCAGAGGAAAGAUGCCUUACCUGGUGCAGACGUUGCACGCUUCUUCCAUCAGUGCACAAUAUCGCCCACUAGAGGAGAUGCUGGAGUUUACUAUCCAUGCAAGCAUUUCCAAGGGUGAACGUAGCAACCAGUGUCCCAGUGGCUUUGUGCUGGACCCAGUCGGACCCUUCUGUGCUGAUGAGAACGAGUGUGAGGAAGGCAGCCCAUGUUCCCAUGCCUGCCAUAAUGCUAUAGGCACCUACUACUGCUCCUGCCCUAGAGGACUCACAAUAUCUGCUGAUGGACGGACAUGCCAGGAUAUUGAUGAAUGCUCAUUGGACAGACACAUGUGCCAUGAUGGACAAGACUGUGAAAACACUAUUGGCUCCUACCGUUGUGUGAUGCGUUGUGGGCGGGGUUUCAGGAGAACAGCAGAUGGCUUGAGCUGUUCAGAUGUAAAUGAAUGUCAGGACUCCAACCCAUGCCACCAGCAUUGUCUCAAUACUAUUGGCAGCUUCCGCUGUGCCUGUGAGCCCGGCUACCAGCUCAGGAACCGCCGCUGUAUCGACAUUAACGAGUGCAGGCAGAGAGUGUGCCGUUCAGACCAGCAGUGUAAGAACACGCGUGGUGGCUAUACAUGCAUCGACCUCUGUCCUACUGGCAUGACCAAAGGAGUCAAUGGCACAUGCAUAGACAUUGAUGAGUGUCGAGACGGCACGCACCAGUGCAGAUACAACCAGAUUUGUGAGAACACCAGGGGGAGCUAUCACUGCACCUGCCCCAGGGGCUACCGCUCUCAGGGUGUGGGUCUGCCCUGCAUUGACAUAAACGAGUGUGAGCGGGUGCCGAUGCCCUGUGCCUACCACUGCGUGAACAGCCCAGGUAGCUACACGUGCACUUGCCCUCCUGGCCGCUACUUGCUUGGGGAUGGAAAGUCCUGCGCUGGGCUGGAGCGCUUGCCCAGAUUCGAAAGCCUUUUGUAUGGUUUCCACACCUCACAGUCAUCCCCUGAGCGAAGCUCCUCCGAGCAUCGCUACCACAGUCUGACAUCUCAGAGCUUCCACUCUUACACUGUCAACGGGGGCAACUACAGGCUCAACUCUCCUCCCUCACGCUCUCGUAGGGCCACUAAGACAUGCCCUCUUGGCUUUAUUUCAGAAGGGGAUAAAUGCAUAGAUAUCAAUGAGUGUGAGCAGAGAGACAUGUGCCAGCACGAGUGCAUAAACACACCAGGUAGCCACAAGUGUUUGUGUCCCAACGGGUAUCGCCUCAUGACCAAUGGCAAAACAUGCCAAGAUGUUGACGAGUGCUUGGAGCAGAAUAUCCAGUGUGGCGCGAACAGAAUGUGCUUCAACAUGAGAGGCAGCUACCAGUGCAUCGACACGCCCUGUCCACCAAACUACCAGCGAGACCCAGAGUCAGGCUUCUGCCUGAAGAACUGCCCUCCCAACGACCUCGAGUGUGCUCUGAGCCCGUACGCACUGGAGUACAAGCUGCUGUCUCUGCCCUUCGGCAUCGCCGCCAACCAGGACCUGAUCCGCCUGGUGGCCUACACUCAAGACGGCGUGGUGCACCCACGUACCAGCUUCCUGAUGGUGGACGAGGACACCACGCUUCCCUUCGCCCUGCGCGACGAAAACCUAAAAGGCGUUCUGUUCACCACGCGCCCGCUGCGUCAGCCGCACACCUACCGCAUGAAGGUCCGAGCGUUGUCUUAUAGCACCGACGGGGCCAUCGAGUACCAGACCACCUUCAUCGUCUACAUCGCCGUCUCUGCCUAUCCCUACUGAUAGCACUUUACCAUGUGAACGAGGCGUGACUGAGCGAGUGUGCAUGUGCGUGUGUGUGUGUUUGUGCAAGUGUGUGUAUAUACCUGUGUGUUCAGCUGUAGAUCCACCACUUGAAGAUCACAUCAGGCCUCAUAGAUUGAGGAGCUGCAGUUGCUAAGUAAACAGACGAAUAAAAAUAACUUAGCAUUAACCCCUGGGGGACUCCGAAGCCAGACUGCUUUACCUGUGGCUGGAUUCCAUGGUGAAGCCUCAAAGCUGUAGGUCAGAUGAAGCAGCUGAUCCAGUCCUGCGUGUUACGACAAGCCUCUUCACCCAAAUUCCGUACAAGGACAAAAGAAAGACAAAAGGGGAAAAAAAGGACAAGUAUACGUGUAUGUCUACCUAUUAACUUAUUGGAAAGUGCUUGAAAAUAAGAAUUCGAGGGAUUUUUAUGUGUAUGUGUGUGGUCAUUUUACAUUGUGUAGUAGUGAUUGUCCAGAGACUUUCAGGGGUAAGCAACAUCAUUAUGAUUUCCAAAAUUAGAAUAUCCAUCUCAGGUAAGCACUGCAUUCCACCUAUAAAGCUUUUUCCUAUCUAUUUUUUAAUUCGUAUCCAUGUACAGGACUAAACGUCGACUUCCGCAACAGACUUUUAUUACAGGUUUAUACACAAGCGCAUAACAAAGAUGUAUUCUAUUUUUUAUUAUUUGUAUAUAAGCAUUUGAUUUGAAUUCUGUAAUGUUUCGCUGUAAUGU